UGAUCAUGAUGCAACUCUCUUGAUAGGGUCUUAUCUGCUGCCCAUUUAUUUCAGACAAGCCAACUACAUCCUUAACUCCACCCGCCAGCUAGACCCAUCGAGCCAAAGAAAAUGAAUUUCAAUUUCAACCUGUCCUCCGACGAGGACGACGACCAGGACCAUUUUGCAAGCGAAACACCCAAAAAACAACCUGUUGCGACGUUAAAAGAAGGCGAGGCGGUCGCCUUUGACGGGAAUGAUUUCGAUAAUGACUCUGACAGCGACAAUGAAUACGACGACUAUUUCGACUUUGACGACGACCGAAAAGCGUCUUCGUUAGAUGCAUCUUCGCAUGCAGCAAUGGCGUUUCCGUCCGAUUUCGAUUUACCGACAGAGGAAAGAGGCGACGGGGAGGACGAUGACGACGAAGACGAAAUUGACUGGGAAGACGCCGAAGGUGAAAAGGCAACGGGACGAGCCAUCGCAACUCCGAAAGCAGUCACCCUCGACAUGGGGGAAGGCGCAGACGCCAAGAAAUCUCCACCGUCCACCGGGAAGAAGCGAAAGGCACAGCGCUCGGUUUCGGUGUUUCGGCACCACAAGGAACUCGCCGGGAAUCCAGCUUUGCAACAACUGCUGACGGACCUGCACAAAGCGUCGCUGCUGGCGUGGGUUUCUCAUUCGAAUUGCUUUUCCAGGUACGCCUCGGACGACACGUGCCUGGCAGUAGCGCACAGCUUGAUUCCCACCGCAUGGUUGUGGAACGACAAGGACCAGCACCAAACCUCCAACUCCACCACAAGGACCUCAUCGGUAGUCAUUCCAACAGCAGAUGACGUUGGCCACUUUGUGCGAUGGUUUGUAGAUUAUGCUGGCUUGUUGCCGUCGAAUGAAGGAGCCAGCAGUUCCAGGUGGAGAAGGAAACAUUCCGGUUCCCGCAAUCGCAAAAGCACACGUGCGACUUCCACAAAGGCGAAGAAAGAUAGCAACAUCAACGAUAUCGAGGCAGUUCACACACCGGGUGGCUCUGUCGGUGUCACUGUCAGAAGUAUAAAGACGUAUCGCCUCUUUGAGCACUGCCGAUAUCUCGCAAAACGCAACGACGAUCGCCAGCACAGUAGUAACAAUCCAAGACAGCCCGGGGUCGAUUUCGGCGCCGGAGAUGCUCUCUUGCUUUUUUUGUGCAUGGUGCGGUCCCUGGGAUGGAGAGCCCGUUACGUUGUAGCACUAGAGCCGAUUUCAAGAGAUCUCAACGUCGACCAUCCUCUCUUUCGGCACAAUGACGAAACCAACGACAACGUCCUUGCGAGGUUUUUCAAAAGGGUCAUCAGGAACCACGGUAUCCCCUACGGGAGCAACGAGGAUGCUCCGAUAUCGGUAGACAGCGACGAAAGCGAUAGCGUCAAAGAUCUGAAGCCCGCUGCGAAGCAGUCUGACACGCCAUCGGCCGCAAGAAAACCGUCUCUUCAACAUCAAUACCCAAAGUCUCUUUUCACGAAUGAAGCCGAUCCGGUGGCUGCUUCGAAGCACAUUGGCUGGGUAGAAAUACUCUGCCGACAACAGACAAAUACCCACGGAAACAAGAGAAAUAAGUCUGAUUCGACUCGAUCGUCUAGAAACAUGCAAUGGAUCCAUGUCGAUCCGAUUGCGGGAAUCACCAACCAACCCUGCGUGGUGGAAAAAACCCUCUUUGAAAACCACCGCCUCAAGAGUCCCGGAAGCAUUCGUAGAUACAAAAAUCGCCGCCCAGUUUGCUACGCUCUCGCCGUUGAACACGUUCCUUGCAGGAGAAACACCAACAACAGUGUCGACAAGGACAAAGGGGAUCUGAGUGUUCGGAUGACCGAUGUUACACGUCGAUAUGCAUCCAGUAUGGUCGAGACGAUGGAAGCGAGGGGGAUCGUGCCCGAUCGCCGAUCGAGUAAACCAAAGCGACGAAAGAUGAUGGCUGUUAACCAGAAACAAGUCUUUCAUCAAGCCUCAAUCGAGGAAGACCGACCAGACGUGUGGUUUUCCAAAUUGCUGGAGAAAAUUAGUGGGAAACGGAUGGGCAAGAAGUCCGUCCAAGACAUUGCCGCUUCGUCCAAAAUCGAGCAGCAAGAACUCAAACACAAAGGAAAAACGGAACAAGAUGCUAUCACCCUAGAUAGCGAUAGCGACUCGGAUAAGAAGCCGGCUGCCAUACCCUCAAAAAGCGAGACCGUGGAGAGCAAUCUGAAUGGUCUCCAGAACGAAGACGACCACGACGAUGGUUUCGAUACAGAUCACGAGGAGGAAUCCCAAUUGAGAGAAUCCGCAAAGAAAGAACCUCUUCCGACUAGCAAGGCAGCGUUCAAGAAACACCCAAUUUAUGUCAUCCGAUCGGUCCUGAAUUCGACAGAGGUCCUGAAACCGGAUUGCAAGAAAGGGGUGUGCGGAAUGUUCAAGGGCGAACUGGUGUAUUUGCGUUCGUACGUCGAGACCGCCCUCCCGGCAAAGCGAUGGCUGUACGAGGGUCGCAAGGUGAAGGCCUCCGAGCUAAAGUCCCCCGUCCUGAAGGUCAAGGCGCGCAAGAAACCGGCUUCGAGCAGCUUCAAGGCCCUCAAGAGUUACGGGGUAGGCGAAGCAAACGAUGGCUCGGAGGAAUUCCGUGCAGAUCAGAUCGAAAAGGGCUCCGCACCACUUGGGGAAACCGAUAAGCAAUACCUCUAUGGAAGCUGGCAAACCGAUGCCUGGGGACCGCCCUACGUGGGUCCCAGCGAUCCCAUUCCCGUAAACGAUUACAACAACGUCGAGCUGGAGCUCCUAAACCCCGGCCUGGUGCACGUCGAACUGCACCACGUUGCGAAGGUCGCGAAGCGCCUGAACCUCCCCUACGCUCCGUGCCUGCUGGGCUUCGAGGGGCACCGUGGGAACCGAACCCCUACGAUCCGGGGGAUCGCCAUUCACGAGCACAACGAGGAGUUACUCCGGGAGGCCCAUGCCGGAAUGGCGGACCACCUGUUGAAAGAAGAAGAGCACAAGCGGGAAAGAGCGAUACUGCUCCGCUGGAAGCGUCUCCUUGUGGGUAUCCUGACCAAAGACCGGCUCGAGCGGGAAUACGGGGACGAUGAUAUCUAACUAUUGCGGGGAGAUGCAAUGAACACGUGGACAUCAU
This is a messenger RNA of Pseudo-nitzschia multistriata, 3115 nucleotides long. Lineage: Eukaryota; Bacillariophyta; Bacillariophyceae; Bacillariales; Bacillariaceae. The record is from the annotation of a GenBank genome assembly.